Messenger RNA from Neltuma alba, 2914 nucleotides. RefSeq names its product serine/threonine-protein kinase cst-1. The transcript is spliced from 18 exons. Gene Ontology annotation, biological process: intracellular signal transduction; protein phosphorylation. Bases 16 to 2568 code for a protein of 850 amino acids. Lineage: Eukaryota; Viridiplantae; Streptophyta; Magnoliopsida; Fabales; Fabaceae. The record is from RefSeq and is a predicted model, not a curated record. Gene Ontology annotation, molecular function: protein serine/threonine kinase activity; ATP binding. Gene Ontology annotation, cellular component: cytoplasm.
GUGCAUUGCUGUGAAAUGGAUCAGGGCACUUUCUCUGCCCGAACCCGGAAAGCCAGACCCAAGUCUGAGCUGUAUUCCACCGUCGUCGUGCACGACGAUGACGACGACGACAACGGCGGCAACAGCUACGAUAAGCGAGAGCAAAGCCGGAGCAGACAGAAUGCCAGAAGCUCGGAACCCGAGGACGAUCCAUUUGCAACGAUGGUCUACAGGGACAAUGGCCCUGAAGACGAAGAUGACGACGACCCCUCCCUCCCUCCUCUUCUCAAGCGCCUGCCAAAGGACUUCGGCGGUGGAGCUCCGUUGGACGACGAAGACGAUCCUGACGACGAUGCCGGCGAUUUUGGCACCAUGAUCGUCAAGACUGAUCGAGCUCGGGAGCGAAAUCGGUCUUCUUCGUCGCCCAUGGGUUCGACCUGGAAGUCUCGGAAGUCUCCUUUGACGCAGGCAGGUCCAAUGGCGGGACUGGGUGAUGAGAAUGAUGAAGAUGAUGACGGUGACGAGGGGUUUUCAACUUUUGUCGUACGUAAAACGGCUAGGUCCAGUGAGAGAGAGUCGGUCAGUGGAACCGUGGUGCGUAGGACAAGUGGCGGUGCUGGUGGUGGUGGAACUGCUACUAGCUCGACAAUGGAAAGAGCGGUGGCGAGUAUGCAGGCAUCGGGUGAGCUGGGUUAUGGGAAACAGAGGAGGGGAAGUGGGUCCUUGCAGAACGACGAGGGUAGGCAGUCAAUAGGUACGAAGGUUUCAUCGAGUUCGAUUCCGGAAAGCGUCACUAGAGAGGAUCCGACAACUAAGUACGAAUUACUCAAUGAACUUGGGAAGGGAUCUUACGGGUCUGUUUACAAAGCUAGGGAUUUAAAAACCUCCGAGCUUGUCGCUAUCAAAGUCAUUUCCCUCUCUGAAGGGGAGGAGGGAUACGAAGAAAUCCGAGGUGAAAUUGAGAUGUUGCAGCAAUGUAAUCAUCCAAACGUGGUCCGCUACCUUGGAAGCUAUCAGGGAGAAGAGUAUCUUUGGAUAGUUAUGGAAUACUGUGGCGGUGGUAGUGUUGCUGACCUGAUGAAUGUAACUGAGGAGCCACUGGAUGAGGGUCAGAUAGCGUACAUCUGUAGAGAAGCAUUGAAGGGACUUGAGUAUUUGCACUCCAUUUUCAAAGUCCAUAGGGACAUUAAAGGUGGGAAUAUCUUAUUAACUGAACAAGGAGAUGUCAAGCUAGGGGAUUUUGGUGUUGCUGCACAGCUUACGAGGACCAUGUCAAAGCGAAACACGUUCAUUGGAACGCCUCAUUGGAUGGCUCCAGAAGUUAUUCAGGAAAGUCGCUAUGACGGAAAGGUAGACGUGUGGGCUCUUGGUGUGUCUGCAAUUGAAAUGGCAGAGGGCCUUCCUCCAAGAUCAGCUGUCCAUCCAAUGAGGGUUUUGUUCAUGAUAUCCAUUGAACCGGCACCAAUGCUUGAGGAUAAAGAAAAAUGGUCUCUACAUUUUCACGACUUUGUGGCUAAGUGCCUUACUAAGGAACCUCGUUUACGACCUACUGCAUCAGAGAUGUUAAAGCACAAAUUCUUUGACAAAUGGAAAACUGGAUCAACGGCAAUGAUGCCAAAAAUUGAAAAGGCUAGGCAAAUCAGGAAAUCGAUGGCUUUGCAAGCACAAACUGUUGCUCCGGCUGCAUUAGAAGAUCAGUGUAACGAGCAAAAACUGAAUGAUGACUAUGGGGACACUGUUCCAUCAAGACCUCUUAACGUUGGUGUUCAAGGGGCAGGUGGUCUUUCUUCAGAUGGAACUCUGAGGACGCUGAAUAGGUUGGAAAGUGUGGAACUGAGUGAAGGUAACUUUGGCACUGUAGUAGUCCAUGGAGAUGAGAUUGAUACAGCAGCAGUCAGGCCACAGGGAGCAGAUAAUGCAGAUUCCUCUGCUUCCUCAAUUAGUGGAACAAGAGGCAGAUUGGCUGAUUCUCGAGCGGAGAGUCUAAAAGUUGCUGUCUCAAGUGAUGCCUCUGUUGGGGGUUUGGGUGCUCAUACUAAUACCAUAAAAUCAUCUUUAUCUCCUGUUAAUGACUCUGCUGAGCUGAAACACCAAAUAAGAGGUGAUUUUCAAGCAACAGUGGGAGUCAGCAGUGAUAGAAGGAACGGUACUCUGAAGAAUGAAACAGUCAGCAGAAAAGCAUUUGCUUUACAGGAUAAGCUUUGGUCAAUUUAUGCAGCUGGUAAUACAGUGCCCAUUCCGUUCUUGAGAGCAACAGAUAUUUCACCUAUUGCUCUCCUAUCGGACAAUGUGCUUGGUGGCAUGCAACAAGAUUCCACUGGAACUGCUACAGUAGAAGCAUUGCAAGAGCUUUUUAGUGGUGAUGGACAGUCCAAAAGGGGACGCAGAGGACAAAUUGAGCAGAUGCCUGUUCCUCCAAGCAUUUACCAAAGACUGACAUCCAGUUCUACUCUGCUGAAUUUGGCCCAGGCUCUAGCGUACCACAAGAUGUGUUAUGAAGAUAUGCCGCUGCAGGACCUUCAGGCAUCCCAAGAGCAGCAGACCAUUCAGAACCUCUGUGAUACUCUUCGUACUAUUCUUCGCUUGUAGGUGGUUGUUCCCAUAUAAAAUUUUGCUUCUUUUCUUCGUCUUUCGGCUCUGGUCUAUGUAAAUUUGAAGUAAACCCUAGAAAAAUAUGGUUUUUGGCGGGGUCCAGCAAGGUUUGACAUUUAUGUGUUGUAAGUAAUGUGGCUCUUGCACAAGCGGGGUUCACAAUGUGAGAUAAUGUGUCAUGGCAGUUGCUUAUAUUUUGCUGUGCUGUGUCACAUAUUUGUAUAUUAGUGUAUUAAGAUUGUGUUCCUCCGUAUAUAAAUCUCGUUUAGCGAGGAACCUCGCAAGUCACAGCAGUUGCUUCUAUUUUGCUUGGAUGAAAGAGCUUUUCUACCAUUUGCUGACA